AUAACGAGGCCGCGGAACACGCGGAGGCCGGUCCCGGCGCGUCGUUCCCGCUCUCGAGGGCGAUGGACAGUCGCCGUCGAGACGCAAAACGGCCGGAAAACAUCGGACUCGGUCGCGACGUCGCAUAUUUCGCGUCUCGCGUAACCACGAGAUAUGUUCCGAUCGACCGGACAUGAUCGCGCUGGAACGUGUGCUGUCGCGCUCGUGUUCGCCUCGCUCUCGCCUGAAAAUACAUGUCGCACGCCAGUUUCACGCCGAGCGCGCAAAUAAACGUGACUUUUUUGAGGAUUCCCUCGCCGCGGCUCGCGUCCGCUCGAUAUAGAGACGGCGGCUAUAUAGUCGCGAUAUAGCACGAGAUAUAGCGCUCGCGAUACCGACCAGCCUUCUUGAUCGACCAGAGGGACGCCAUUCGUUUUGGCGGGCACGUGUUUUGUUCGCGUUCGCGAGUCUCGUGUUUCUCGUGGCUGCUCUGUGCACGCUCGUGCUUCGACUCGGCUUUCAGCAGCUUGCACUCAUGAAUAACAUUUCAUCAAAAAUGGAAUCAAUGGACAUAACUACAGAACCCACCACUGUAACAAAGGAUGUCAAUGCAUCAUCCUUCAGGGAAUCGGUAUCUGUUGACGACAUGACUUCAAGAGACUAUUACUUUGACUCUUACGCUCACUAUGGGAUCCAUGAGGAGAUGUUGAAGGACGAAGUACGCACCGUGACUUACCGUAACUCGAUGUACCACAACAAGCAUCUAUUCAAAGGGAAGACUGUCCUCGACAUUGGUUGUGGCACUGGCAUCCUCUCUAUGUUCGCUGCUAAGGCUGGUGCAGCCAAGGUCAUCGGUAUCGAGUGCUCGAAUAUCGUUGAAUACGCAGAGAAGAUAGUGGAGGCGAACAAUCUGUCCAAUAUCAUAACCAUUCUCAAGGGAAAGGUCGAGGAGGUCUCAUUGCCCGACGGAAUAGAGAAGGUCGACAUAAUAAUAUCUGAGUGGAUGGGUUAUUGUCUGUUUUACGAGUCGAUGUUGGACACGGUACUCUUUGCUAGAGAUAAAUGGCUUCGCGAGGAUGGCAUGCUGUUCCCGGACAAGGCUACCCUGUUUAUCUGUGGCAUAGAGGACAGACAAUACAAAGACGAAAAGAUCAAUUGGUGGGACGAUGUAUACGGAUUCGACAUGAGCAGCAUAAGGAAGGUGGCGAUCAGCGAGCCCCUGGUGGACGUAGUAGAUCCAAAGCAGGUUGUCACGAACGCAUGCCUGAUCAAGGAGGUCGACUUGUACACAGUGACGAAGGCCGAUCUCGAGUUCUCGUCACCGUUCACCCUGCAAGUACGCCGUAACGAUUACGUUCAAGCUCUAGUUACGUUCUUCAACAUCGAAUUCACCAAGUGCCACAAACGCAUUGGCUUCAGUACCGCACCUGAAGUGCCAUACACGCAUUGGAAGCAGACUGUCUUCUACUUCGACGAGUACAUGACGGUGAAGAAGGGAGAGGAGAUCUACGGCGUCUUCUCGAUGAGGCCCAACGCCAGGAACUACAGGGAUCUGGAUUUCAGUAUCGAGUUGGACUUUAAAGGCGAAUUGUGCCAAGUGCAUGAAACUAAUAACUACCGCAUGCGCUGAUAUUCAGUGGAUUGUGCGCUCUCUUCCUCCCCUUUUUCAUAGCUCAUGGAAAACCAUUUAAUCAAACCUCGAAUCGAUUCCUUACUUAUUAUGGAAUUAUAAACAAUGCUGAUUGCAUGCCAAUACGUGUAUGCUACGUGUAUGCACAUCGACGAUGGUAUAUGAGCUGUAAAAGUAUUGUGAAUCUUUAAUUUUACAAGGUACAAGAUGCUUCCCAAUUAGACGUUUAACGCGUACUUUUAUAGUUUUUCUUCAUGCGUGCGGAUCCUCGAUGACCGUAUUUGUAAGGGUAAAUCCGAAAUAAACGACGAAAUGUAACUAAAAGCGAACGACAAAAUCUAAAAUAAAAUUUUCGCGCACAACUAGCCAGAUUUGCCAGCCAUCAAUUCGUAAGAAACUCUCAAUUCUUGAGCAAGAUAUAAGUGGGUGCAAGAUGCGAGAUCGAGAAACCUCGUCCUCUUGUAUCUUCUUGUAUCUUCAGAGCCAUUCACUUUUGUACUAUUCGACUCUGCUUAAUUAUUAUUAUUAUUAUCAUCGAUUAUUGCUAGUUGCUUGAGAGAAACGCCUGAAAAUUAUUCUGAAGCAAGAAUUUCAGUCGAAUGAAAAUUUUUAUGUAGGUCUUUAUUCGCGUACGUCUUACCACACGUGUACUCGUUUAUUGCGUCUUGUCAAAGUACCGAGUAGGAAGGAUAUGUUUAAAGAGUGCUAUUUUUUUGCGAACAUUUUCACAUAUGUACAUGAUAAUUGUGACGAGCCCCGGACGACAAAAAAAACUUCUAAUCAAACAACAGGCAUGAAUACAUAAAAUCUUAUAUUAAAUCUUGUAUUAACGAUUGCUUUCGUGUUUAGUAGCGAUUUCUAUCACUGAACUCGUGUACGAAGAGAUUAGGCUGAGCGCGAAGUAUGCAUGUAUCGGUUUCCUUAUUAAGUAAGUAGAAUGCGUCAUCAUGUCGCCAGGCCUUUUAAACAAUUGGCUAACUUCUGUGUCUUGUAAUCGGUCCGUAAUUGAAUAAAGUUAAGUAGAACGGUGCGAUCAAGUGUCAUCUGCAAUUGUAACAAUGGAAUAAUGUACAUCUCUGAUAAAGUGGAAAAAGAAACGUAUCUUUUGAGAGU
Molecule: messenger RNA, 2722 nt
Organism: Ooceraea biroi (clonal raider ant)
Lineage: Eukaryota; Metazoa; Arthropoda; Insecta; Hymenoptera; Formicidae
Gene: Art1
Product: arginine methyltransferase 1
Biological process (GO): peptidyl-arginine methylation, to asymmetrical-dimethyl arginine; chromatin remodeling
Cellular component (GO): nucleus
Molecular function (GO): protein-arginine omega-N monomethyltransferase activity; protein-arginine omega-N asymmetric methyltransferase activity; histone methyltransferase activity
Source: RefSeq, a predicted model, not a curated record